GAUUUGUAGUUCAUGGUGAAAUUGGCUUGAGAUGCGAGAUAGUCAACAUCGACAUAGAUCCUGAGUCCAGACUUUGCUUGAAGCUGCAUCUGAAUGAAACCUGACGCUACAUUACAUAGUUUCAACUGCUUGAGCGAGACAACUGAAUGAUGUUGUUGUGGAAUUAGAAGCAAGGCAUAGUGAAUCUCAAGAACGUUUUUCACGAGCAUCUGACGGAACAUAUAAAAAGAUUAUUUGUAUGGCAGCAGCAAAAGGGGAUUGGAAUAAGGCUUCAUCCUAUGAUAAAACUCAUCCUAACUGGAUAUCUACUCCCUUGACUAUGGAUGGAGAUACAGCUCUUCAUAUUGCAGUGAGGAUGGAAAAAAUCAAAUUUGUUGAAAAGUUGGUUAAACGUACAAACAAAAAAGAUAUGGAAAUUCGUAGAGUUGAUGGAAAUACUGUCUUUUGUUUAGCUGCUAUUUCAGGAAACGUGAAAAUUGCAAGAAUUUUAUGUGAAAAGAAUCCAGAAUUGGUAUGGAUUAAAGGUCAUGAAGAAAAGUUGCCAAUUCAAUUGGCAUCCUCAGCCGGGCAACUUCAUAUGGUGGAGUUUUUGUUUCAAAGGAUUCAACAAUUCAACAACAUUAAUUUACUACCAUUUCAAGAUAUUGUCAAUCUAUUUUUCUUGACCCUUACCAACAACAUUUACACUGCGUCAAAGAGUUUAUUGGAAAAAAAACCAGGACUCGCUUGUAUAGAAAAUGAAGAUGGGAUAACUGCCUUACAAUUGCUUGCUAAAUCAUCCUUUCAAAAGCAUGCUAGUGGUUAUAAAGAUUUUUUAAGAUCGUUGUUUGAGAGAAUAGAAGAAGAAGAAGAAGAAGACCAACUUGUGCAAUCUAGAAAAACUUCAAAAGCAAUGUUUGAGGCAGCAAAAUCAGGAAACAUUAUAAUUUUAGAUUUUAUCUUCAACUACAAUCCGAAUCUAUUCAUGGAAGUCAAUUCAAAAGGGCAAAGCAUACUUCACAUUGCUAUCUUAUAUAGGAAAGGAAGUGUAUAUCGUUUAAUAUUCACAAAGGGUUCAUACAAGAAUGUUUUAGUGCAACAUAUUGAUCUCGAGGGAAACAAUAUUCUUCACUUGGCUGGAAAGUUCGCAGUUGAAGAAAGAUUUGGAUCCCCUACACAUCAAGCUCUUAUUUGCAGUGAAGAGUUAUGGUUUAAGGAAGUGGAGAAGAUAACUCCUCCUACAUUCAAAAACAUGAAAAAUCAUGAUGGUAUGACCCCAAUAGAAUUGUUUUAUGAAAAACACAAACGAUCGUCUGAAAAAGCUGUAGAAGAAGUGAAUGGAAUAUCAAAUACUUUUAUAGUAGUUGCAACACUUAUUAUCACAUUAGGGAUCACUGGAGCGCUCACAAUUCGUACUAAUCCUGUCGGUCCAAAGUCAAUAUUAUUUUGUGAUGACAUAUGGUACAUGAUAUUCAUUCUAUCAAUUGGAGUUGGAGUGAGUUUUUGUGCAUCAUCGGUACUUUUAUUCACCUCAGUUAUUCUCCCUUCAACUUGGAGGUUAACAGGAGGUUAUGUGUAUUCGAGGAUAACAAGGAUGACAAUAGGAUACUUGUUCCUUUAUGCCUCUGCUUUGGUCAUGGGUUUGUUUUCUACUAUGUCUGGUGUUGUUUUGGUCUAUGAUUUCCUCCCUGGUUGGGUCUUUUAUUCCAUUUUUCCACUUUGUGUUAUGCCAGCCUUCGCCUUUGUUUGCUUUUCCUAUUAUUCUUUAUACAUCGCUGCGCGUUUGCUACGAGUCUUUUUCCAAGAAUGUGCAGCUAUGGUUUUGUCCAUAAUGGGGAUUGACUAUAACUGGCCUCUUUUUUACUUGGAAUGAAAAAUUUAUACUAGAUUGUGAUUGAAUUUGUAAGUGAUUGAAUUUGUAAUCUCAAGAGACAUAUUGUCUUAAUAAUAUACAACCUGAAGUUGAUAUUAAUUGUUA
This is a messenger RNA of Medicago truncatula (barrel medic), 1957 nucleotides long. RefSeq lists its product as uncharacterized. The transcript has 6 exons. Lineage: Eukaryota; Viridiplantae; Streptophyta; Magnoliopsida; Fabales; Fabaceae. The record is from RefSeq and is a predicted model, not a curated record. Gene Ontology annotation, cellular component: membrane. Bases 239 to 1852 code for a protein of 537 amino acids. Gene Ontology annotation, molecular function: protein binding.